CAGACACAUACCAUUGUGCCCAGAAAAGUUGCCAGACGUCCAGCAUUGCCACUGCCAGCGCAUCCGCCCAGGCCAGGAAUCAUGUGGACGCCCAGGUGCAGACGGAGGCCCCUGUGCCUGUCAGCGUGCAGCCCCCGUCCCGGGACGACAUACCCCGGCUCGCAGCCUUUCUUCGGAGAGUGGAGGCCAUGGUCAUCCGAGAGCUGAAUAAGAAUUGGCAGAGCCACGCGUUUGAUGGCUUCGAGGUGAACUGGACCGAGCAGCAGCAGAUGGUGUCUUGUCUGUAUACCCUGGGCUACCCGCCAGCCCAAGCGCAGGGUCUGCAUGUGACCGGCAUCUCCUGGAACUCCACUGGCUCCGUGGUGGCCUGUGCCUACGGCCGGCUGGACCAUGGGGACUGGGGCACGCUUAAGUCCUUUGUGUGUGCCUGGAACCUGGACCGGCGAGACCUGUGUCCCCAGCAGCCGUCGGCCGUGGUGGAGGUCCCCAGCGCUGUCCUGUGUCUGGCCUUCCACCCCACGCAGCCCUCCCACGUCGCAGGAGGGCUGUACAGUGGUGAGGUGCUGGUGUGGGACCUGAGCCGUCUUGAGGACCCGCUGCUUUGGCGCACAGGCCUGACGGAUGACACCCACACAGACCCUGUGUCCCAGGUGGUGUGGCUGCCCGAGCCCGGGCACAGCCACCGCUUCCAGGUGCUGAGUGUGGCCACCGACGGGAAGGUGUUGCUCUGGCAGGGCGUUGGGGCAGGUCAGCUGCAGCUCACAGAGGGCUUCGCCCUGGUCAUGCAGCAGCUGCCACGGAGCACUAAGCUCAAGAAGCAUCCCCGCGGGGAGACCGAGGUGGGUGCCACGGCAGUGGCCUUCUCCAGCUUUGACCCCAGGCUGUUCAUUCUGGGCACGGAAGGCGGCUUCCCGCUUAAGUGUUCCCUGGCAGCUAGAGAGGCAGCCCUCACGCGGAUGCCCAGCUCCGUGCCCCUGCGGGCCCCAGCACAGUUUACCUUCUCCCCCCACGGCGGUCCCAUCUAUUCUGUGAGCUGUUCCCCCUUCCACAGGAAUCUCUUCCUGAGCGCUGGGACUGACGGGCAUGUCCACCUGUACUCCAUGCUGCAGGCCCCUCCCCUGACUUCGCUGCAGCUCUCCCUCAAGUAUCUGUUUGCUGUGCGCUGGUCCCCAGUGCGGCCCUUGGUUUUUGCAGCUGCCUCUGGGGAAGGUGACGUGCAGCUGUUUGAUCUCCAGAAAAGCUCCCAGAAACCCACAGUUUUGAUCAAGCAAACCCAGGAUGAAAGCCCUGUCUACUGUCUGGAGUUCAACAGCCAGCAGACUCAGCUCUUGGCUGCGGGCGAUGCCCAGGGCACAGUGAAGGUGUGGCAGCUGAGCACAGAGUUCACGGAACAAGGGCCCCGGGAAGCUGAGGACCUGGACCGCCUGGCAGCGGAGGUGGCGACCUGAGGGGUCCCGGGAGGCGGGUGCAAGCCUUUGCUGUGCCGAGCCUUGUGUUUCUGACGUAAGCUGAAUGAAGAAAAGCAAAGCUUUGGGGGAA
This is a messenger RNA of Nomascus leucogenys (northern white-cheeked gibbon), 1539 nucleotides long. It is a transcript of the gene DYNC2I2, whose product is annotated as WD repeat domain 34. Gene Ontology annotation, cellular component: ciliary plasm; cytoplasmic dynein complex. The transcript has 9 exons. Gene Ontology annotation, molecular function: dynein light chain binding; dynein heavy chain binding. The record is from RefSeq and is a predicted model, not a curated record. Bases 189 to 1448 code for a protein of 419 amino acids. Gene Ontology annotation, biological process: intraciliary transport. NCBI's taxonomy places the organism in Eukaryota, Metazoa, Chordata, Mammalia, Primates, Hylobatidae.